CAGACGUGUUACCACAGCCGCUCCGGUCCGGUGACCUUGUCGGGACCGUAUCUCACCGCAGCCCAUCCGGUCAACGCGCUGAGAGAUAGGGAGGACGAGGCAGACGGAGAAGUUCUCAGUGAACCAGCUGUUCCAGUACGAUAAGUGCAGCAGGAAGCUUUGAAAGCCAGGAUGUCCUAGCUCCUUGUAUGGCUGAGAAGUUGGACCGGAGUCAUUUGCAUCCCCCUCCCGUCCGUCCCUGUUUACAGAGAGGAGCGUCUGAUGUGUGUGUUCAUGUGUUUGCUCUGCUCCGCCUGUCUGUCACAGGAGGCCACCCUGGUGCCCGAGUCGACUCGAGCAGAAAGCACUCAUCGCUUUUGGGACUCAAAACCGCCGAGUUUGACCAUGUAGUGGAACCCGGAAUUAUGCUCCUCAGUUGAACUACAGUAACAGUAUUACUCUCUCAAGUUCUACACCCGUUUGUUGGUGGUGGUGUGGCGAGGAGUUGGUACUGUUGGUGAAGCAUGGAUCCUCCCGAUUCCGCCGGGUUGCAGAAAGUCGGCCUACGCAGGAGGCUGUGCCGGGAUAACCACAGGCAGGACACUAUCAGAGAUUGGCUCUCCUCCAACGUCGACGUGGAGGAUGCAAAGCGAGAGGCUGCGUCGGAGCGGGCAGUGCCCAUGCGGAGGAGCCCCAGCGAAGAAGAUGACCUAGCCUUGGGUGUCGAAGCGUCGGUGUACGGUAGACCGGGAGUCCAGACGGUCCAGGAGUUUCUGAGGUCUACGAGGUCCAGCCCAACCUUCAGCCGCUGGAACAGCUUCAACUCGGUCGGGACCAGCCACUCCGCCCCCCUGAGCGUGAUGGACGUGCUCAACAUGUGGAUGGACGACCCGGAGGAGCUGCUCCUGGACCUGGGCUUUGGCUGCGACGAGCCGGACAUCUCGGAUCGCAUCCCGGCGCGGUUCAUCAACGCCCCGUCGCAGGCCCGCGGCAUCAACAUCCAGGUGUUCCUGGAGGCCCAGAAGAGCCGCCUCGACCUGGAGAACCCUGACGUCAGCAACCGCUUCAGACAGCUGGAGGUGCUGCAUCAGGUGACCACAGCCUUCACCGCCCUGGUUGGGUCGGGGCCCCCAAAGGCCCACGGGUCCGUCCAGGUCAAGACCCUCCCGGCGGAGGCCCAGGAGAGGAGGCGGCGCGUGGGCCUGCUGCUCCGACGGGCCUCCAAGAUGUCCCUCAACCUGGAGGCCGGGGGCAACGCCGGCGAGGGGGCUCCGGCCGCCGCACUCAAAGGGGACAAGAAGGCCCUGAGCCUCAAGAGGCCGGCCGCACUGAGCCCCCUGGCCGAGGAGCAGGGGCCCCAGGACCCGCUGCUCCCCCAGGUGCCGGGGGCCUUCCAGCCACAGGACGGGGCGCUCAGGCUGGAGCCGCUAAAGGAGGACCUGCCCCUGGACACCAGCGGCCCCCCGAGGAAGAGGAGCUCUGGGAAGUCCAGGGAGUCCUUUGAGAUGGAGGAGAUCCAGAGUUUUGACGAAGGCAGUGUCGUCAGUGGGAUGACCGGAGGACCAGAAAACAUGGUUUGGGGCCUGGUCAGAACCAACAGCACCCAGUCGGACAGCAGCGGGUUCCUGGAGGAACCCUUUGUACCCUCUCUCGACCCAGGACCAGAGCUCAUCAAGACGUUGGCGGUCCUGUCGGGGGACACCCCCCCUCCCUCCCCCACCACCCUCCCCCCUCACCACAUCUCACCGGCCCCCUCCUCCCUCCCCUCCCCCUCCAUCCUCCCCCCUCACCCCCUCACAGAGGCCCCCUCCCACACCGCUGCUCCUCCCCCUCCUGCGUGUCUCCCCUCGUCUCCGGACCCCCCGGCGGACAGAGCGUCCCCCAACCUCACCCCUUCACCCCCCAACCUCACCCCCACGUCUUCGAACCAACCCAAGGAGCCACACAGAGGGAACGUUUCUUUAGGGGAGGAGCCAGUUAGAGGGAACGGUUCUUUAGGGGAGGAGCCAGUUAGAGGGAGCGGUUCUUUAAAGGAGGAGCCACACGGAGAGAGCUAUUCAUUAGGGGAGGAGCCAGUCAGAGGGAGCGGUUCUUUAGGGGAGGAGCCACACAGAGGGAACCGUUCUUUUGGGGAGGACCCACAAAGAGGGAGCAGUUCUUUAGGGGAGGAGCCACACAGAGGGAGCGAUUCUUUAGGGGAGGAGCCAGUCAGAGGGAGCGGUACUUUGGGGGAGGAGCCAGUCAGAGGGAGCGGUUCUUUAGGGGAGGAGCCACACAGAGGGAGCGGCAGUGCUCAGACUGGAGCUCCAGAGGGAGCGGUGAGUCCAGCUGGGUCUUGUGUUCCCCCGGCGGCCUCCAGACCUGGCCUCCGUCCUCCUGGGGAGUCCAGUGUGUCUCCGGCCCGCCAGCGCUCUGCAGUCUCCGCAAUGCGUCCGGACGACGAGACAACGAACGAUCCUGUCCUGGAGGGCCUUGGCUCCCCAGGCCUCCCUGUCUCUCCAGGCCCUCCAGGUCCCCCUGUCACUCCAGGCCCCCCUGUCUCUCCAGGCCCCGCUGUCUCUUCUGGCCCCCCAGGUCCCCCUGUCACUCCAGCCCCCCCUGUCUCUCCAGGCUCCCCUUUCUCUCAAGGCCCCCCUGUCUCUCCAGGCGUCUCUCCAGGCUCCCCUGUCUCUCCAGGCCCCCCUGUCUCUCCAGGCCCCCCUGUCUCUCCAGGCUCCCCUGUCAGACAUGUGGUCCCGGGGAGGACGGACCCCAUGGCUGGGGGCCCAGAGUGCGGCUCUCUGGGGCCUCACAGCAGCAGUGGCGGGGGUGUGGAGCAGAGCGGCGAGAGGCCCCGUGACACGGUUCAGGAUACGGCCGGGGUCCGGCCCGGGGACGCGUUCCGGACCGGGUCGGGGCGUUACCCUCCGUUUGGUGGCGCCGAGAUAACGCAGAUGAAGGCGGGGUCGUUACCUCUCAUGGUGGAGACGGACAUCGAUGCAGCCGAGAUGUCCUUCCCAGGGUCUGGAGGGCUUCCUCAGGGCACGGGAACAGCUGCCGACGCAAAACACGGGGUAGGAGAACGUCCUGGAAGAUCAGGUCAUCACUUGGUGGAAACUAACCUAGAUGAGGUGGGGAGGGCCUCUUGGACCCUCGCUGGGGCCCCGGCUGGGGAGUCCGAAGCCAGAGACCCAGCGCCCCAUGGACGAUACGGCGGACUGCUGGAGACGGAUCUAGAUGAGCUAGAGAGCACUGAUUUUGCAACUCAUUUUGAGACACUCGCCGUUGAAGGCAAACAGUCCAGGAGACUCCAGGAAGUCCUGGAGACGGACAUCGACGCAGUGGAGAGCGCAGAACCUUCUGAAGGAGGUGCCGCAGGAAGUGAUCCUCCAGGUGGGGUCCUUGGACUUCUGGAAACGCACAUAGAUGACCCGGAUCUGGCUGUGUACACGGGGGGCGGCGGGGUGACCCUCACCCAUAGGCUGACUGGCCCCAUCGCCGUGGCGAGCCUGGAUGAGGUGUUUGAGACCUCGCUGGACGGCUCGUCGCCGGACAGCGAGCUGGGCGACGUGGACGCCAUCUGUCUGGAGCUGGGCUCUGACGGCCUGGUCUACUGGGCCGAGCCCGUCCGGGUGGCCUCCACCUCCCCGGCUCUGGGCCAAUCAGACCGCGGCACCCCCUCCUCCCCCGCUGGCCCAGUUGCUUUAGACUCCUCCUCCUUCUACACCCCGGACCGGUUGAAAACGCUUCCCAGCGGGGAUGCGGACGCUCCCGUCGGCGUGGAAACGGCCUCCCCUCCCCCCUCCUCGCCCCCCCCGGCCCCUCGGAGGAGGUGCGGCUCGGUGUCGGUCCAGAUGCCCUCGUGUCCGUCCAGCCGCAGCGUGUCCCACAUCGUCCGGAGGAAGGACGUCCCGUACGCGCCGGCGGCGGCGCCCCCCCGGCCCUCCCUCAUGUCGGCCUCCCUCCCCUGCCUGGACACCUCCACCCCCCUGCGGGCGGUGCAGUCCUGGACCGACCUGCAGCUCCGACGCAGGGGGCUGAACGGCACGGCCUGGGGCGGCCUCCUGGUCUCCCAGAGCCAGGGCUCCCUGAGGGUCGAGGCCUCGGCGACGGCCCUCAGACCCGCCACGGCCUCCUCCUCCGACCCCGCCCUCAGGACGGCGUCCGCCAGCCGCUGGUCCACGGACAGCCUGCCGGGGUCGCCCUCCAGCCUGCGCUCCACCUCGGUGUCGCUGGACACCGGGCUGUGGGCGGAGGACGAGGACGAGGACAGCCGAGAGGGGCGGGGCCGGCUGGAGGAGCACCUGUGGGAGGGGUCGGAAGAGGGCCAUCAGGCGUGCUGCUGCUCCUGCGAGCGCCAUCACACCUGCGGGGCGACGCGCCUCCGCAGAGCGCACAGCACACAGAGCGUCCCGUAUUCCCAGGACGAGCUGGAGAGCAUGAUCUUCUCCCUGAGGAGGUUCCGGGUGGUGCUCGCGGACAUCGAGGAGCAGGUGUCUGACGACCAGGCCUCCGUCUUCACCGCCCUGUCAGCCCCCGUCAGGGAGGAGGUGUGUGACAUCACAGAGCUGAGGAGGAAGGUGAAGCAGGAGGCCGGGGAGCUGGAGCUGCAGCUGAAGGAGCUAACGCACCACUACGACGACAACUUCCAGAUGAAGAUGCAACGACUCCUGAACGAGCAGACGCUCCUCUGCUCCCAGCUCAGACUCCUCCCCCCCCCUGGGAUCACGCUCCCCGUGGGAGGGGCCACCAAGCCCGUCCGGAGCGUCUCCACGCAGUGCAGCCUGUCCCCGGCCCCUAAACAGCAGGGCAACCCCCUGCCCAGCCCCGGGGGUCCGGCCCUUGACAGUCCUAUGCUGGACUGCACCACGACCAAACCGGACAAGCUGGACUUCGUGGGCUUCCUGCAGAGACUAAAAGAUUCCUUGCGUCCAUCUGUGAAUGCAGAGUCCUUGGAAUGAGAGUGCGACUGAAGAGUCUUCCUCCACGGCCGUCUGUUUGAUACGCAGAGGAAACUACAGAAUGGAUGAACGUUUGAUACGAAGGAGAAACGACAGAACGAAUGGACGUUUGAUAUGAAGAGGAAACUAGAGAAGGGAUUGACGUUUGAUAUGAAGAGGAAACAACAGAAGUCAUCAUUAUUAGCGUUUUGGGUGUCAUGUGGACCCGGUCCCGGAAGGUUGCUAGUUCGAUCCCCGGCUCCUCUUAGCUGAGUGUCGAGGUGUCCCUGAGUAAGACAUCUAACCCUGAAUGCUCCCGACGAGCUGUCUGCAAGGUUGACACACCGUUGGUGUUUGAAUGUGUGGAUGAAUAUGUGGAUAGGUGUUUGAAUGGGUGAAUGUAAGGUGAUAUUGGAAAGCACUCUGAGUGGCCACUGGUUAGAACAGUGCUGUAUAAGUGCAGUCCAUUUGCCAUUCAUCAUUAUUAUAAUGUAUAUAGAAAUAAAAAUAAUAUAUAUUGUUGGCAGCUCCAAACAUUAUGCAAAUAUAAAGCAAUGUAAAUUGUUGAGUGAAACAAAAUGGUGACCUAGUCCAUGCUUUUUAAAAACAUAACAUUGUAUGUAUUUUUUAUAGUAAUAUAUUCCAAAUGACAUUUCACAUAAUAUUUUCAUAAUCUUUAUAACAUGUGAUUUAUAUGAUUUUGAAUGUUUAAGAUUUGCCUCAAUCUUAAGACUCGACUCCAUUUAAGACUUUUCCAAAGGCAGAAAUAGAAAUAAAUGAAUGCAAUGUAAUGAAUUAGGGAAGUGUGAUUUAUUUGAGUAUCAACAUUGCACAUGAAUACCACAGCAAUGAAACUGAGGAAAUUAUACCAAAUACAACUAUAACCACAAGA
Messenger RNA from Gadus morhua (Atlantic cod), 5790 nucleotides. RefSeq names its product ITPR interacting domain containing 1 (gene itprid1). Bases 504 to 4919 code for a protein of 1471 amino acids. Gene Ontology annotation, molecular function: signaling receptor binding. The transcript is spliced from 18 exons. The record is from RefSeq and is a predicted model, not a curated record. Lineage: Eukaryota; Metazoa; Chordata; Actinopteri; Gadiformes; Gadidae.